CAGAGGGCCGUGCAUGCCCACCUGACAAGCACGACAGCCUGGGGAUAUAACCGCAGGGAUAUUCGGCUCACAUGGAGUGAGGGGCGGAACCAGAGGAUGUGACGUCCAGCUCGGAGAGGAGAUUGUACCAUACCAUCUCGUAAACGCUGCUCGUUAACGUUGAUGUUUGGUGGGGAUUACUGCAAGCAGCGGGAUGGCCGAUUGAGCGCAUACGGUGGGUUAAAGUGAACGGAAAGCGGAACAGCAGCAUUUAAGAGUCACAACACGGGGGCAAGGCACGCCUACAAUGGAUAUAACCUUUGUAUUAUUUGCUAUUAUUUCUACGCUUCUCGCCAUUGUGGUCGCAACGUCGCUUUUUAACGGCUCUUCGCCUGCAGCAGACUUUGCAAAUGCGCGGAGUUAUUUCGGACACAGAGAUGGUGUGACCGGAGGAUUAGAUCAAUCCGGGCCGAAACAGAAUGGCCAUCUACCCGAUAAGAAAAAGAAGAAGGAGGCGGACGACUGGUGCGAAAUCAGCGGGAGCUCACACGAUCACUGGGAUGUAGUGAAAUCUGUGCUUUCUGAGGAAGCACACUCCCACCCUCAAUCUGAAGAACUGGAAACCCUGGCUGAUUGGUCCAGGCCUGGAUCUAGGAAUACAAUCUUAGAGGCAGAGUCAUCAUCCAAUGCUUCAUCAGGGACAGGCCGAAGGUCGCUCAUUGGGCUUUCUGAUACAGAGCUCCUAAAGUGUGCUUUUUCUUACCCCCAAACUGAAGGAGCAUCAGAGAGAGCUGGGAUGAAUGCAGAAAAGGUGGAAUCAAAUGCAAAUAAUUCCUUGAAGUACGUCCCAGGAAAGGCACGAUCCCACCACUUGGAAAAGAUGAUGACCAAAGAGGAGCUGGAGGAGGAGCAGAG
This is a messenger RNA of Haplochromis burtoni (Burton's mouthbrooder), 894 nucleotides long. RefSeq lists its product as uncharacterized. NCBI's taxonomy places the organism in Eukaryota, Metazoa, Chordata, Actinopteri, Cichliformes, Cichlidae. The record is from RefSeq and is a predicted model, not a curated record.